Messenger RNA from Grosmannia clavigera kw1407, 3240 nucleotides. Its product is annotated as phosphatase family protein. Gene Ontology annotation, molecular function: phosphatidylinositol-4,5-bisphosphate 5-phosphatase activity. Gene Ontology annotation, biological process: phosphatidylinositol dephosphorylation. The transcript has a single exon. The record is from RefSeq and is a predicted model, not a curated record. NCBI's taxonomy places the organism in Eukaryota, Fungi, Ascomycota, Sordariomycetes, Ophiostomatales, Ophiostomataceae. The coding region runs from base 1 to 3240 and encodes 1079 amino acids.
AUGGACUCGCCCUCCGGACCUGCUCCAGGCUCGCCUGCUCCCCCAUCUCAAACUUCAGAACCUGUAGACGUCGCCCCGACGCCACAGUCCCUCCACUGCGCUGUGUACACCCGCCGUGCCGAUUACACUCGCCCACACCAAAUCCGCGUCAAGAUCGGAACCUGGAAUGUUGCGGCGUGUCCGGGCACGGAUCAAGACCUUGCAUCCUGGUUUGUCUCCGGGAAAGGCAUUGACCGGAGACUGAUGUCCGUCGCCACCACCACGAACGGCGCUAUCGAGCGAGAAACGUCUAGCGACACACUCACGGAAGAUGCCUCAGAAGACAUCCGUCUCAUAGGUGGUGACAAGAUUGGUCUCUACGUCCUCGGUCUCCAGGAAGUGGUGGACCUCAAUGCCGCCACUCAAUACAUGAGCCGUGCUUCGGCCGUGCCGGUUCUGGAGAAGUGGAAAGCAGCUGUAGGCGACGCGCUGCCGGCUGGCUACAAGCUUGUUGUCUCGGAGCAAAUGGCCGGCUUGCUGCUACUUGUGUACGCAUCGCCUGAAGUGAUCCCCAUGCUAAGCCAUACCAGCACGUCAACCGUCGGGACCGGAUUAUUGGGUAUGCUGGGAAACAAGGGUGCUGUGUCUGCAAAAGUUGUGCUUGGAGAGGCCACGAGUAUGGUGUUCGUCAACAGCCACUUAUCUAGUGGCAACGAUCCAUCCCAUCUGGACCGCCGUUGCUGGGAUGUCAGCCAGAUCGAAAAUCGUAUCCAGUUUUCUCCGUAUAACCAUCCUGGUGUGGUGGAGACCUCGGAGCCGGAGAAGCUUGGAGACGAGGAUUUUGCCUUUUGGUUUGGCGAUCUGAACUUCCGACUAGACGGCCUGCCGGGCGACGACAUACGGCGCAUUCUCACAUUACAUGCCCGAGGCGAGUACGGCCUCAGCCACCUACCAGAGUCCGGCAAUAGCUCAAACCAACCGUUUGACGGCGAGGAUGUUGUCGUUUUGAAGGAUCGCGACUCUGACGACAUGCAAUCGAGUCGGAUUUCCUCUUGGGCCGCGUCGCCCAGGUCCUUUGUUUCGGUUGCGAGCGAGGCAGGCAUCGGCGCUGACAAUAUAGGGGAAGUGUCGCUUCUUCCCGAUCCUGACGACUUCGUACCGGACGCAUCAGAGGACCCAGCAUCGUUGCAGGCAACUUUAGACUCGCUGCUUCCCCACGAUCAGCUGCACAAAGCAAUGAAAGGGCGCAGGGCUCUCCACAACGGUUGGAGAGAAGGUCGCAUCGCAUUCCUGCCAUCCUACAAGUAUGACGUUGGCUCGGUUGGCCUAUUUGACUCCAGUGAAAAGAGGCGCCCCCCCAGCUGGUGCGACCGCAUUUUGUACCGCACCGACAAGGACAAAGAGAGUUAUGAGAUGCGGAUAAAGGAGGAGGAGGAAGCUAGAAAGAGAGAUGAAGAGAUGAAGGCACGCGGGCUUGACCAAGCUGGCGACGAAGAUGAGGUCCUCUUCGAAUACCAGGCGGACCUCGACGGCGAUGGUGACAGUCGGUCUUCGCAAGCAAAUGAUCCUUCCAGUUUUGACUAUGACGAGUACGACGAAGCCAAUGACGAAGAGGAGGCCGAGCCCAUUGCUGAGCAGGAAAGCGGCGCUGACGGCAUACGGCUGGACAUUUACACGUCCCACCAACGCAUCACUUCAUCAGACCACAAGCCCGUGGUGUCGGUCUUCACGGUGGAUUUUGACGCUGUCGUUCCGGAACUGAAGGCCAAGGUGCACGCCGAGGUGGCCAAGGAGUUUGACCGGGCUGAAAAUGAAGGUAGACCAGGCGUCACCGUGAUCAUGGAUGGCCGGCUAUCUUCGACUGCCACGACAGGACAGAGGCCAAACGAUGCAGUCGAUUUCGGGCCCAUCGAAUUUCUACACUGUUCCACUGCAUCGCUGACAAUCGCAAAUACCGGUCGCGUGCCGGCAGAAUUUUCAUUUGUCGAGAAGCCAACAAGCGAUACUCUAGGAGGCAGAACAUCCGUUGACGGUGGUCUUCCGUACCCAUGGCUAACAACCUCCUUCGUCCAACAGCACGGUAUCAGUGCAGUUGGUACAGACGCGGUAGACCUGGGUAAAAACGUUACACUCGAACCUGGAGAAACGGUGAAUGCCCUGCUAGAGGUGCUCGUGGAUGAUUUUGUCUUUGCCCGUAUACUUAAUGACAGUGACGGUGUGCUGGAAGACGUCUUGGUGCUUCGUGUUGUCGAUGGCCGGGACCACUUCAUCCCUGUUCGUGGUGUCUGGAUGCCAACUUCGAUCGGCCGGUCGGUGGAAGAGCUUAUCCGCGUGCCGGACGGUGGGAUACGGCGGUUCAUUGCGUCUCGGCUGCAGGGGAAGAGUGGAAAGAGAUCCGUCGCAUCUGGCUCUAUCCCAUAUGACCUGGACAUUCACUGCUCGGCACCAAAGGAACUGUUCAGGCUGACGGAGCAAAUUGAAAACCUGACCGACCGUGUCAUUGCCGAUGAGCAGAUGCUCGAAGAAUGCAGGAUACCUGUUGACAAACCGGGUUGGCCGUUUGAAAAGCCUAGCCAGACGCCAGACCAGAGGCUGGUGGUGGCGGUCAUCAAUGCUCUUGAUAACGACCGGCCGAUACUUGACGCUUUUGAGCCUGAGAUCACCUCGCUUGUUCGGUUGGAGGUAGUGAGCUAUGUCCUUGUGCUAUUUUUGCGGGGGCUGACAGACGGCAUCAUCACGAUACCGCUGUGGUCACGAAUCGACCAAGCUCCGCUCCUGUCUCUCGGCGGUGUCAAAAAUGCCAGCCCUAGUGGCAUGGAUCCCACCUGCGAGGACGACAAAACGAUCAUUCUGGAUAUCCUUUCUGCAGCCCCAUACCACAACAUAUCUUUCGUGUUUCUGACAACUGCACUAUCCCGAGUAAUCGGGGAGCUUGCGCCCAUAAGUCUUUCUGAUAUGGACAUUCUCCGAGCUAUAAGCCGUACCACAGGUGGCGGGUUUGGAGCGGCCAUCGGCGGCAUCGGUAACUUCGGCCGCAGGUCGUUGAGCAGCUUUAGGAGGAACAGUGUCGCCUCAGCCAGUGCUGCGCUCCUGGCCCUGGAACGCAGGAAGGUGCGGGAGAGACGUGUUGCUGAGGUGUUUGGAAAGAUUAUGUGCCGAGCACCUGUCUCAACAAGGGAAAGGGAGAGGAGAUCACUCGAAGAUAAGCAGAGAGCGGUUGUUGAACUGUUUCUGCGAAGAUGCAGGGAAGAACUGGGCUGA